GAACAACUGUCUUCUGGUUUUAAUUGGUCGGUGAUCGUUCAGUUAUCAUGUGUGUCAGUAAACCGACGAAUAAAUCGUCGUUUACUGCACAGUACGAUGGCGUCCGGUAAGGCGAUUUCAAGUGCUCUCGGAGUUGAGAAGCGUCAGAAAGAGAAAGAGAUUGAAGAUAAAAUGAUCGAGGAGCUCGUUGAACACCUCAAGAGUAUCGCUCCGUUCAACAAACGUUGGCAGGUGAUUGAGACAAUCAAUCAAGGCACAUAUGGUGUUGUAUUCUCGGUUCAAGAUGUUGUCACGAAAGUUUUCGGUGUGAUUAAAGUGGCAAAGUCACUAGCGAAUGAUUCUGGAAAUGCUUCAGCCGAAUGGGAGGGUUUCAUUCUUGAGACUAUGUUCAAGAGAUCUGAGGUUGCGUCUGUGGUUCGUUUAUUGGACAAAGGUAUGUUAGCCGAUCAGCACGGAGAGGGGAUGGAGUUCGUGGUUCUUGAGAAGGCUGGUAUACCUGUUAAGGAUUAUAUCUUUGAGGCACUUGGACCGCUGAGAAACCUGCGUGCUGCGAAAGUUUCACUGCAGAUGCUCAAAGGCAUUUAUGAUCUUCAUCAACAAGGCUUAUUGCACAGAGACUUGAAACCGGACAAUAUGGGUGUGUGCUCAGAGGAGCAGCCAGUGACACUAUUGUUCGAUCUUGGUAUGUCACGAAUGUAUACAGACGGAGAAUGCGAUCUUAUGAAUUCACAGGUUCGCCCUCCUCGCACAUGUUGUCCGUUCCGAGGUACUCCCGAAUGGGCGAGUGGACAUUCACAAAAAGGACGUGAGCAAACGCGCUUCGAUGAUCUGAUUGCUUGGUUGUAUGUGUCGUGCGAGUUGUUUGCCUCAGAGAAAGAACCAACUCAACCACUACCAUGGACAUACAGAUCCAAUAAUCGAGUAAAAUGA
Messenger RNA from Anisakis simplex (herring worm), 930 nucleotides. Lineage: Eukaryota; Metazoa; Nematoda; Chromadorea; Rhabditida; Anisakidae. The record is from the annotation of a GenBank genome assembly.